AUGGCUCCAGCUUUAGAUGGUGUUAAAAUAACUGUUAUGUUAUUACUAGUGGGGUAUCCAUUACGCAGGGAUUUCGACAAGACCAAACUCCAGCGUGAACUAUUGAGAUCAUGCCACUCGGAAAUUGACCAUAGGACUAGAAAUGGCGAAUCUGGGCUUUCCAUCAAGCAUGACAGAUGUAUUUCUAAUAGCAAUUGUAGUCGUGGUGGUGGUGUUUUCAUUGGCAUUCUUAAAGAUUACCCUGCACGCAUCGUUAAAGUUACUCAAUUAAAUGUUGAACAUGUUUUUGUCCGUUUUACUAUUGGUUCUUACGGUUUCAUCGUUGGUGGUGUCUAUAUUCCCCCUCACUCAUCUCCUUUAAUUUAUGAAUCACACGUUUCUUCCAUUGAAUAUUUGCUCAAUACUUAUCCUAAUGACAAAUUUAUUAUUUGUGGGGAUUAUAAUAUUCCUGAAACAGUAUGGGAUAAUGAUGAUUAUGGUAUUGUUUACUCUUAUUCCUCUCCUGCUCGUGCCCCUUGUAUUCCCGAAUCAUUUACAACUAAUGGAUUCUUUCAAAAAAAUAAUAUUUAUAAUUCAACCAAUUCGAUUCUAGACCUAGUUUUUUGCAAUGAUAAAGCUCUAACCGUUGAAAAGUCGCUUGACCCGCUAGUUCCUAUUGAUAAAUACCACCCAGCUUUAAAUAUUUUACUUCCAUUUAGUCUCCCAGUACCAAGUUGUAAGCAGAAUCACAAAUUCUACAAUUUUCGUAAAGGCGAUUAUGAGAAUAUCCGUUCCUUUAUGUCUUCAUUUAAUUGGUCUUCAACCUUUUCUCAAUACGACCGGAAUUCAGCGGUUAAUGUGCUAUACGAUGCAUUACAUAAAUCAAUCUUGGAUCACAUCCCCCUAGUCUCUUUUACUGAAUCAACAUUCCCACCCUGUGUUAAUGAUCAUAGAGAAUUCUCUUUACUGCGUGCCAAACUUAAAUAUGAAACAAAAAGAUUUUACCGCGAUUUUAUACACCGUACUGAAACAGCCCUUAGGACAAAGCCUAAUGAUUUUUGGAAAUUUGUUAGAAACAACCGCUCAAAAAAUUAUAUUCCCAAGGAAAUGUCAUACAACGAAUUCACUUCUAGUAAUGAACAAGAGACUGCCAAUCUCUUCUCUGCCUACUUUUCCUCAGUCUACUCUACUAAACGAGUUGAUUUUGAUGCCAAAAAAAUUGAUGUUCCCGCCUUUGAUCUGCCCAAUAAUGCUUUGUUUAGCGCUGAAGAUGUAUUCCAUGGCCUAUCCUCGUUAGAAAAUGUAUGGUCUAUUGGCCCGGAUGGCCUCUCAGGUCAUUUUUUAUUUGAACUAAGAAUAAUUAUUGCUUAUCCACUAUGGCUUCUAUUUAGGAGGUCACUAGAUGAAGGCACUUUUCCUUCCAUAUUCAAACUCAGUUCUGUAAUUCCUAUUCCCAAAUCUGGUAGCCCCUCCACUGUAUCUAAUUAUCGACCUAUUUCCAUCCGAUCGCACAUCUCAAAAAUUUUUGAACACCUAGUCUUAAAUUCAAUUCAACCGACAGUUAAUUCGAUCCUAGCCGAAGAACAGCAUGGCUUUCGCCCAAGACACGCAAUUUUGUAUUCAAUAAUUAUGUCUUCGACUCCUUUCAACACCAAACUCAGGUAUCAAUGUGUUAAAGUAUUUGAUGUUAAGUCUAAUUUGUUCUUAGCUUCGUCUGGUGUCCCGCAAGGGAGUCAUCUGUCGCCAAUAUUGUUUUCGUUAUUUAUUAACAACCUCCAUCGUGUGCUACAUCACUGUCACUUUCUAUGUUUUGCUGAUGACAUCAAAAUGUAUAUGCGCGUAACCAUGCCAGAUGAUUGCACAAAUCUUCAGUCCGACCUAGAUCGGUUCUCAAAUUGGUUCAACACUUUAGGUUUAUCACUUAAUCUUGAUAAAUGCAAAAUAAUGACCUUCMCUAGAUCCCGUUCUCCGAUAAUGUCCCCAUACUUCAUMAACAAUGYAGCUGUUUCUCGUACUAUGGACUAUGUCAUGGAUCUUGGCUUCAGGCUAAGCUGCAAUCUGGACCCAACUGCACACAUCGAAUACGUAUGUUGUAAAGCUUUAAAAACUCUUGGUCUUGUCAUCCGAUUAAUAAAGGACUUUCGGCUUGUAUCAUCAUUAAAAACACUUUUCUGCGCUCUUGUGCGUCCCAUUUUAGAAUAUGGGACCGUACUUUGGAACCCACAUACAGCGGAUAAUGCAAGUGCGUUAGUAGAUGAGAUAACAGUUGACAAUUUAUUAGUUAGGGAAGCUGAUUUACCUAUCUCGACGAAUAAUUUACUGGUAGAAGUUACUCAAGAAAUAUCCAAAGUAGAUCAGAGUUUAAGCCACGUAGAUCACGAAACAAGUUUAACCGUAACUCAAGAAAAUACCAACGUCCCAACACCUACAGAACAAAUUGAAAAUUCAGACAAUCAAGAGAAAAUCUUGGAUUGGUCAGCGGGUGACGAGACCCAGCAAUCAAACCCAAAUAUUAAGUGGUUUUUAAAUCAAGACUCCACAAAAAUCAUGGAUUCCAACCAAAGUCAGGGAGCGAGUAGUGGCUACAACCAGCCACCAGUAAUGGAAGGCACAAACGCUGCAGAAUUGAACCGAUUAAUCGAUCUGAAGGUUCAAGAAAUAAUGAGUAUUAGCGAUAAUACUAGUCCAAGACGAAGUGAUUCAAUGGCAAAUGACCAAAUUGGAUUACAAGAUGGCAUUAGAUUACUACAAAAAUCUUUCGAUGGAAAGGAUACCGAAAAUUUAGAAAACUUUUAG
Molecule: messenger RNA, 2775 nt
Organism: Diuraphis noxia (Russian wheat aphid)
Lineage: Eukaryota; Metazoa; Arthropoda; Insecta; Hemiptera; Aphididae
Biological process (GO): cell adhesion involved in heart morphogenesis; larval heart development
Cellular component (GO): extracellular matrix
Molecular function (GO): catalytic activity
Source: RefSeq, a predicted model, not a curated record